Dunckerocampus dactyliophorus (ringed pipefish) is the source of this 9483-nucleotide messenger RNA. It is a transcript of the gene pcdh1a, whose product is annotated as protocadherin 1a. The coding region runs from base 791 to 4363 and encodes 1190 amino acids. The record is from RefSeq and is a predicted model, not a curated record. The transcript is spliced from 6 exons. Gene Ontology annotation, biological process: homophilic cell-cell adhesion. Gene Ontology annotation, molecular function: calcium ion binding. Gene Ontology annotation, cellular component: plasma membrane. Lineage: Eukaryota; Metazoa; Chordata; Actinopteri; Syngnathiformes; Syngnathidae.
UAAACUGCAGGAAUCAAACAAUUUCGUGGUAGGCAGCCCGGGCAUAAUGUGAUGUUGAGUGUGAAGUUGCUGCGUGCUGCGGCUGAUGGGAGCCCCACCUCCUCCCAUCUUCUGAUGAGAGGAGAGAGGCAGCGAAGGGAGCAAGUCAUCCACAGCAUCUCGCCACCACUUGCUCUCUGGAACCGCUUCAGAUGGGCUCUUUUUUUUGGAUUAUUUUCCUUCCUCCUCUGUUUUAAGGCUCGUCCUUCCUUGCAAGUGACAUACACGUUGAUGUCAUUUUGACUCUUUGGAGUCUUACUUUCUGGUGCACAAACUUGGACCGAAAGGGAUGCACGCAGCGGACAUUGCAUGAGGAUGGAACAUGGCACACAGGGAAGCAAUCCCCGAUGGAAUGAGGUCGCUCAUUUCCCGGGGUAAUCGUUAAAUAGUUGAAACCAAACCGCUGAAAAAAAAAAAAAAUCCAUCACGCUUAGGCGACUGUCGGGAGACCAGGGAGGUUGCAGUCCCCUGAAUUUUAAUGCGGGAAAGUUCUAAACGGAUUGAGUGGCUGCUGAAGUUAUUUUGAGGAGGUCUUCUGGGUUGGUGGAUGUACUGUAUCAGCUUUUUGGACGGAUCCAAGUCUCUGGCUCAGGUAAUUCCACUGCAAAACUGGACUAAUCCACCCUGGCCCCUGAGAUGUGUAUGAAGCUCUGUGGCAAAGGAGCAGGAAAAUAAUUAUGAUAUAAUUCAACAAUAUAAAAAAACAAUCCUAUUUGCAUUACUGUUUGAAGGCAGAUCUUCUGAUGACCCCAUGGAACAAAAUUUACUCGUGAUGCUGUUUUGGGUUCUGGUUCUGCUCUGUGGCUCUGCUCUCGGCAGCAUCCUGUACAGGGUUCAGGAGGAGCAGCCUCCUAACUCUCUUAUUGGUAGUCUGGCAGCAGACCAGGGGCUGCCAGACUCGGGUCAUCUGUACAAGCUGGAGGUGGGUGCCCCUUAUCUACGCGUUGAUGGAAAGACUGGAGAUAUUUUCACCACUGAGAUUCCCAUCGACAGAGAGACACUGAGAGACUGCCGGUUGCUUGUUAAGGGUAAGCCCUGCUACCUGGAAUUUGAAGUAUCAGUGACAGAUUUGAUACAGAAUCAGAGCCCGAGACUCAUUGAAGGACGCAUUGAGGUACAGGACAUCAAUGACAACACCCCCCAGUUCCCUUCGUCUGUGCUCACCAUCUCUGUACCCGAAAACACGAUAAUGGGGGCACUGUUCUCCAUGCCUCUAGCUACUGACAGGGACUCAGACAGGAAUGGGGUGAGUGAUUAUGCCCUGACUGCGGGACCAGAUGCAGCGACGUUAUUUGGUUUACAAGUGGCCGACGACAGGGGCGGCAAGCUCCCGCAGCUUAUCGUUCUGGGCAACUUGGAUCGCGAGUUAAAGGAUUCCUAUGACCUCACCAUCAAAGCAGUGGAUGGCGGCAACCCACAACGCUACAGCAGCGCUUUGCUGCGAGUGGUCGUCACUGAUGCCAAUGACAAUGCACCCAAGUUUGAAAAAGCCACUUAUGAAGCAGAAGUGUUGGAGAACAGUCCAGUGGGGCACUCUGUGUUGCAGGUCAAAGCAAAUGACUCUGACAUGGGCCCCAAUGGAGAAAUUGAGUACACACUUCAUCAAGCAGGAGAACCGGUGCCAAAACUAUUACGAAUCGAUCGGUCCACCGGUAUCAUCUAUGUCAAAGGGUCACUUGAUCGAGAGGAAAUUGACAGCAUGUCCUUCUACGUGGUGGCGAGGGAUAAGGGUCCGCAACCCAAGAGCUCAAAGACCUUUGUGACCAUUGCGGUGACUGACCAAAAUGACAAUCCUCCAGCUGUGGAGAUACGCGGGAUUGGACUUGUGACUCACAGUGAAGGGGUGGCUAAUAUUUCCGAAGACAUGCCAGUGGGAACGGCGGUUGCUUUGGUGCAAGUGUCCGACAAGGAUGAGGGAGAGAAUGCCGUGGUCACAUGUGUGGUUGCGGGGGACGUGCCCUUCCAGCUUCGCCCUAUCAGCGACUCAUCCAGUGACAACAAGAGGAAGUACUUCCUACAAACCACCACUCCUCUCGACUAUGAAAGGGUGAAGGAUUAUCGAGUGGAGAUUGUGGCUGUUGAUUCGGGAAAUCCAGCACUCUCGAGUACCAACUCACUGAAGGUGCAGGUAACUGAUGUGAACGAUAACUCACCGGUAUUCUCCCCAACCUUGUUUGAGGUUGAGUUUGCAGAGGAAAACCAACCUGGAGAAAAAGUUUUGGAUGUCAUAGCCUCAGAUGCAGACAGCGGCACAAAUGCCCAACUCUUGUAUAACAUUGUGGCAGACACAUCAAUCAAGGGUCUGUUUGAGAUCGAUCCAAAUACAGGAGCAGUCAAAGCCCGGAACCCGCUUGAUCGUGAACACAAAGAACAUUAUGAGUUCCGGGUCACUGCAUCUGAUAAAGGGUCACCUGUGCAUAAAGGAACAGCAAGCGUUAUGAUAAGAGUCCUCGACCGCAAUGACAAUGACCCAAAAUUCAUGCUCAGCGGCUAUAGCUUCUCCGUUUUAGAAAACAUGCCUCCCCUCAGCCCAGUUGGCAUGGUAACUGUCAUGGAUGUAGAUAAAGGUGAGAAUGCUCGUGUUCAGCUCUCUGUAGAGCCUGAUGGGGGGAAAUUUGUUGUUCAAAAUGGAACUGGCACCAUUCUAUCGAGCAUUUCAUUUGACAGAGAGAAAGAAAGCAGCUACACUUUCCGUCUAAAAGCAGUGGAUGGGGGUCAGCCACCUCGGUCCUCUUAUGUGGGUGUUACCAUCAAUGUGCUGGAUGAAAAUGACAAUGACCCUGUGGUCACAAAGCCCUCCAAUUCCUCCUUCACACGUUUGUCACCUCUAGCAUCCCCAGACAGCCAUGUUGAGAUAGUGGAAGCCGAAGAUCUGGACAGUGGGCCCAAUGCAGAUCUGAUCUUCAGCAUUGCAGGUGGAAACCCUUACCAGUUAUUUCGCAUCUCCCCCUCCAGUGGGGAGAUUACCCUGGCAAAGGAAAUGACUCCCAAAUAUGGUGGACUACAUCGCCUGGUGGUAAAAGUGAGUGACAGGGGGAAGCCUGCACGUCAUGCCACUGCCUUGGUCCAUAUCUAUGUCAAUGAAACCAUUUCAAAUAUCAGCUUAGUGGAGGCACUGGUUGGACACAGUCUUUACACUCCACUAGACAGGGAUAUUGCUGGUGAUCCUGACAGUGGUUUUGCCGCACAACGCAGCAACAUUUUGUUUGGAAGCCUUGCUGGUGUGGCAGGUGUUGUGAUACUCAUCUUGGUGGUGGUUUUCAUUCGACACCGCAUCCAGAGAGAGACAAAGAGCGGAUAUCAAGCGGGCAAGAAGGAAACAAAAGACUUAUAUGCACCCAAACAGGCACCAAAAAAUGCCAAAGGUAAAAGAGGCAGGAAAGGAAAACCUCAGAAAUCUCCAAAACCACUUGGGGAAGAGGAGGAGGUCAGCCUCCAAAAAAGUCUCAAGUUCAACCUUGAUGCAGUCAAUGAUAGCCCGAGGAUACAUCUACCGCUAACUUACUCACCAGAAAGCCCUGAUAUAGGCCGACACUACCGCUCCAACUCCCCCUUGCCCUCCAUUCAGCUGCAGGCCCAGUCUCCAUCAGGCUCACAGAAGCAUCAGGCAGUCCAGGACCUUCCGGCUACCAACACCUUCGUAGGAACGGGAGGAGAUGACAACUCCACCGGGUCAGACCAGUACUCUGAUUACAGCUACAAGAACAGUCAACCCAAAUACAACAAGCAGCACCCCCAUCGGCGAGUGACCUUCUCCACCACCAACCCCGUGCAGGACCUGCAGGAUGCCUCCCAGCACAGUUACUAUGACAGCGGCUUGGAAGAAUCGGAGACACCCAGCAGCAAGUCGUCGUCUGGCCCGCGCAUCGGACCCUUGACCCUGCCCGAGGACCACUAUGAGCGAACCACUCCAGAUGGCAGCAUUGGAGAGAACGAACACCCUGAAAACGACAUUCGCUCGCUGCCCGAUGUUGCGAUGACCGGAAACUGUACGACUGAGUGCAGCGAAUUGGGCCACUCAGACGCCUGCUGGAUGCCCGGGCAUCCCUCUCCCGUACGCAGGAUGACGAGGAACCCCCCGAAACUCUCCACCUUUGUGCCUUACCAGGAAAGAGGGAGUCUGGGACGCCUGGCGAACGGGAGCGCCAUUCUGGGUGGCGAAGAGCACCGAUCACGCCUUCCGCCCUCUCGCAGUGCCUACGCCGGCAGCGGUCAGGACGCCAGUCAGGACUGCCCUUUGGAGGAGAUGCCCCUCAGCGUAACGUCUGAGUUCCCGCCCACCUCCCCGUCCGCCCACACUCCUAAGCGAGAAAUCUAUCUGUGAAUACCAACCUUGAAUCAGUCCAGAGUUGAAGAAAAGAACAAAACAGGCUACCGCCCAGCUGUAACACAAGACUGUGAUUCAUCCAAUUGCUGGCUUGAUCACGUGGGUCAUUUGCCAUCUCCACCUAUGAGCGUAUUUAUUACAAAUUUCACAACCUUGAAUUGAUACACGCAUUCAUUUACAUUUGAUACACGAUCUUGCAGGAUGCGUCAUUACUACCCAGGUGAUAACUGAUUAUCAUCGUAGCUAGCCAACCCACUACGGGGGCUGAGAAGUGCAAAACAUUGGAACAAGAAGUUCAACAAAUGACAGUCACACCGCCUGGAAGGGGAAUGUACCACACGGAUCUGACAGGAAGUGGUGACAGUGUUAAUGGAGGACAUUGGCAUCAUUGCCCAUUUUGCGGCACAUUUUUUAAGACGCUUGACGCGAUUUUAUUGCACACGUGGCCGGUGUAAAAGGCCCAGAGUAUUCCUGGGGUUAGAGUAGCCUCGGACAGUUUGUACCCCAGGGUAUAUACAGUAACAGACGAGGCCACUUUAUUCCCCCUGGGCCAGAUUAUGCCCCUGAUGAAAUCUACUUCAUAUUAAUAACCACAUACCAAUAACAACGUUCUUAUAUUGGCUAACAUUUCAACGUUAAAGGCAGUGUUCAGUUGUUUUCUGCAGAUUUAUUCCAUAAAGUAUAAACCGAUCCGGGCCAGUUUAUACCCCCGGGUAUACUCUGGCCUAGGCCACAUUAUACCCUGGUCAAUUUGGGUUGGGGUUAAUUUGGGCGGUCAUUGCAGUUUUUAAAAUGGUUCUUACCAGACGAAAGGCCCAUCGGGUAUUUUAAUGAGGGUGUAAUGGGGGUAAAAAGUGUUUUGCCCUUCUCGGCUGCCAACUUUAACCGGAAAAGGAAUGUACCAACUCCCCGGAGCUGAUUGGUCUGAACGUUAUCACUUGCUAUAACUCUGGGAUUCGGUCCGUUCCCCUUCCAGGUGGUGUAAUUGUAACUUGUUUUGGUUUCUGUGAAGGUGUUUUGCACUUCUCGGUCACCGUAACCUACGCUGUCAAGUGAUCUUUUUUGAAAUUUGAAAGUCGUGAUCAGUGCUCUUUGUGCCAUUCUUGGAUCAUUUUGAUAGACAGCCAGUCAGGCCCUGCCGGAAGGCUUCACGCUUUUGACUAACAAUCAGACAACGUGUUCUCUAGUUGUACAAUGCUGUAAAUACAUUUUGAAUGGUGUGCUCUACAUAUAUUUUUGUCUGGGAGAGGCUGAUAACAAAAAAAAAAAAGUAAUUUAAAUUUUGAGGCUUUUCUUUUGGCGCUGCUGUUUAAAACUUUGAUUGAAAACAUCUCCGGAGAGGAGCUCAAUAUUGUGGGAAAGCAUUUAUCCGCUCCAUAUAAUCACACACACCUUCAACCCCUAAUCAUAGCAGGAUGGCCUUUACCUCUGCUCCCUGCGGAGCCUCGCCGUGGGUGAUGGAACCUCCGCAGCAGACAUUAGGUUCCGUUGACUCUCAGCCCUGUGACCGAUAGUUUACCAUCAAAGCGGUUGACUUGGCCGCAGCCCCUUGGAGUCCCAACGACAAAACACCAGACCCAGAUUGGCUUUGACUUCAAAUCCUUCUGACUCACUUUGUUUUGUUUUGUUUUUUUCCGAGACAAUCUACUCGCUUGUUAGUCAUUUCCCUUCAUGGAGGACUCCUCUCAGAUCUAAUGCAUAUGUAAGGGGGUUAUUUACCCCAAUAAAAAAAACAAGACUUGCAUCUAAAGAGCAGCGUAGCACUGGAGUGCAUCCUUAUGUAGUCCUCCUCAUUCUGAGCAGUCUUUGUUGUUUCAAAGUAUCCCGUUCUAAUCUCACUACCUGUGUUCAGAGGGGACUCCUUGAAGAGCGUCGUCCAAGUAAACCAUCAUUAGCAUCACUUAAAGGAAAGCACACUUUUUUUGCACGGUGGCCAAGUGGUUAGCAUGUCAGGAGAUCUGGAUGAUCCGGGUUCGAAUCUCUGUGUGGAGUUUGCAUGUUUGGGUUUUCUCCAGGUGCUCACAUGAAUGUUAGCUUAAUUGGCGACACUAAAUUCUCCAUAGGUGUGAAUGCGAGUGUCUAUAUGUGCCCUGCGAAUGGCUGGAAACCAGCCCAGCGUGUACCCCGCCUCUCACCCAGAGUCAGCUGGGAUAGGCUCCAGCAUAGCCCCACGUAGAACAUGAAUGAAUGCACUUUUUUGGAAUACUGCCCGUCAUCCACAAUCCUAAUGUGAGACAUGAACACACAUGUCUUUCUCUUUUUUGUGCAUUCUAAAGACAUAAAAACAGAUAAAAAGAGGUAGGUAAUUAAUUCACACAGCAACAUAGAAAGGAACGCUACACCAAGCGUUAACUUUUCCAAAUUCAAAAACAAAAACACGGCAGCAGUGGCGGUAGCUCCAAUAUGUGGCGUUAACUUUCGCUAGUUGCCUGAAGCGUUGUGAGCGAGGUGCCGACGUGUUGCGGGCGAGUGUGUGGUGAAUAGGGUUGCCAACUCCCGCCACAAUAAAUAACGGACACCUUGUUGGCAGGGCCAACCAACCCGAUUGUUUGCAGUUAAUUGCGUGAAACAAAUUUUGUAUUAUUUGACAAACCUAGUUAUAAAAAUACUCAGAUUUGAAGCAAAUAUUCUUUGGUCAGCUACCCAACAUAAGCUGGCGAGCUACUGGACACACUAUGUGUUUAUAUCAAAGAACUUAGACACACAAUAGUCACCUGUCACUUCCGUGUGGGACAAAAAUGAGCUCCGAACUAACUGCGUUUUUAAAGACAUAUCACUAUGGUAAAAAAAAAGUUACAUUUGGAGUCCAAAGACCAGAAGCUAGGCGGAAAACUAGCUAGCUAGCUGCCGCCAGUGAGGCAGAGUGACAGGCGGGCAAAGUGUGUAAACAAAGUUGCCAGAAAAAGUGGAACGGCAAUCUGAUAGGUGAGCGAUCAGACAUGUUGGCGUCGACAGGCGUAGCCUGUGACAAGCCGUCAUUAAUUGACUCUACAAGUUUUGAUUUGUUUUCUUGGGUGUAACAAUGUUAACAACAAUAAUAAUAACAAUGUCACUGUAGCUUGGCUAAUAUGCAGGUCACAUUAUGGAGGGUUCUUUCAGAAGGCUUCAUAGGCGGGAUAGGUGCGUCCCAAAAAAGUGCACUUUUCCUUUAAAGCGGGUUUGAAUGCGAGCAAUGUGCGCUCAAUACAUCAGUGAACAUUUCUCUCCUUUGUCGACCAAAAUAAAAUGUAGGGAUUUGCUUUCCCUUAAUGGAGAUUUUCCGAGUUAAUCUGAAGGAUAUGCCUGAAGGACACUUUGUAUUAGUCAGUAAUUGGAUGCUAAUAACGACUACAUUAGCCUGUCUUGCAACACGGUAUAGCGGCAGGCGGCAUCUUUGAUUCAAACAUUGAUUUGAUUAGACUUGUAGAUACCUUUCACCUCUGCAGCAAAUUUCCAUGGUGAGAUUGUGUCUCUGAGUAAGGGCGAAAGAUCCCCGAAUAGACGCAUCCUAAUUAGGGUGAGUAAUGAGUCCUGAGCUGUGGCGUGCGUGUGUGUGUGUGUGUGUGUGUGUGUGUGUGAGUGAAGCACAUCCCCAGGACAAGGCACCCACCAAAUAAUGCACAUCCACCCGCAGCGCCACAAUCAGUUAAAAGGAUCAGCACUUACCUCAUCAUGCUGCCAUUGAAAACUGCAUUUAGAGUAAUUGAACUGAAAACAUAUGGAAAUCACUGGACAUGGCCAUGAUUAAAUAAUGUGGGCGAUUAUCCCCACCUCGAGGGGGGAGAAAACACAUUUUCAAAGCCAUUUAGCAACCGAAACAAAAUUUAAACAACAACAACGAUGCACUGUGAUUAAACCCCCUCCCCCGUAAGCAGCGGGUGCGAUCAGUGACCUGGAAUUAACGACAAACGGAAAGACAGUAAGGAGUGAUAAAGCCAAUGCCACAUCGCCUCAGUCACAAAUUUGAUCUGUCCAAGUGUCUCGACGCAUUUUUAAGACUUGCAACUGCUUUGCGUUGGUAUCACAGGCACAGAUCUCCUUGAUCGUCAAUUUGGUGCACGAAUGUUGAGGCGUUACUCACCACGAAGUAACGGGCCUGUUUGAUUUCCUUUACCUCGGACUCUUAAACUGAAGCCAAUAGUGACUCACAACUGGAACAAAACAUCACUCAUACUGAACAGAAGGAGGUCAACCUGCGAUCGAAGGAUAGGACGUCACCAAGCACUGAAAUGCACUCAGAAGUGUGUUGAAUAAUAUUUAAUUUGUGCUUUGCAUUGAUUUGCUGUUGAACUCACCUGAGUAUUUUUUGCCUCUCUGUAGUCCUGUAUCGUAAAGUGAUCAUUUCUGUGGACAGAUGGACAAAUUAGUGUGCUGAAAUUGGCAGGGGGGCGUUUUGUUUCGUAUCGGUCAAAGGAUCUUAGCAAAGCGGUUGUGUGAAUAGAAAUAGAAAAAAAGAAAUAAAUAAAUCUGUGGGUGGUGUUGGUGUACAUAGGUCUCCACAACCCCCUGUCUGCCGUCAAAGCAGGCUGGGAUUUUUAGCAUGGAUUCCAAAGAUAAUUGGUAGAAACUGUUUUACUGUUUCUUUCACAUUCGGAAAUGUCAGUGCUGGUUUUCAUACUCAAAAAGGCCCUCCUCGUGAACUGAAAUUAACUGCACAUAUAUUUUCAUCUUUUUCACAGUCCUUGGAGAACAAAGACAAUUGCCUUGAGACGACGUCUUUGCAAGAGAGAAUCUCGUUGUUAUCCUAAUUGUUGGUAUAUUUAUAUAGGAUACAAACGCUUGUGAUGCCAUGUUUUUGUACAGUUUUAUGUACAUACAAGUGACGCUUUCUAAAAGUUCUGAGAAAAGCCGAUGGCAUAUAAAAAUUGUAACACGUUUUCUUGAGCUGUGCACAUCUUUGCCUUGGUUGGAUUGACCUUUGCUGAGUCGGUGUGAAUGUGGCCGUUCUAUGCCUGCACUGUAGUCAUUCACUGGCUUCCACCUGCUGAGGACUUAAUCAGUUAUUAUGUUUAUUGUGAACAGUGGUUUGUCUUAUCUUACCGGUUUGUUAAACUCCUGUGUUUUUACUUUGUUCUGUUUUCGCAUGUUGACAACUUCUCUUGUAAUACUGUCCUCAUGAACUUUGUAAUAAAAGUACU